AUGCAUUCGGACGUUGAUAUCCUGUUCGAGUGCUCCGUGUGCCUCAGAAGGUUCAGAAAGCCGCACGCUGCUUCGUGCCAUAUGCCUAAGUGUAGGGGACCUGUAGAGGAUGCAAAUGAACACCUUUGCGAACUCUGUGGGGAUAGAUUCGCUACGCCGGUGGGUCUUACGCAACAUAGGCGGCACAAGCAUCCAGCGGAGCGGAUAACUGAAAGAUCUGAGGAUGUCAGGGUGGCGAGGGGCACUCGCUAUAAAGUCUGGUCGGCUGAAGAGGAUGACGUUAUUAUUGAAUACCUCAGAGCUCACGUGGGACAGUCAUACACGGGGGGACUGGUGGAGAUUCUCCAGGGCAAGACCUCCAAACAAAUAAGAGAUAGAGUUGUGAUACUGAGGAAAAAAGGUUUGGUCCCUACUGAGAGAUAUCAGGACCAACCACAGGAAGAUGAGAAUCCUGCAGCAGCUCCACACGAAGAAGAGGAACAGGUAGAAGACCUGAGACUAUUGUUUGAAGGUAGCUCCUGGGCGGCUGAUCCUAGAAGAGUAUGGCUAAAUACGGAGCAGACCCAUCCACUGGCAAUAGAGCUUCAAGAAAGAUGGACAGAAGGUCCCCUUAGUCAAGGUUUCUUGGAUUAUCUGGUGGUCAGACUAACGGAAGAGAUAAUAGCCAAUAGAAAUGAUGGGGAGGGUUAUCAGUGGAGAGGAAGGAGAAUGCACGGUAAUGGCAACCGGGCUAGCAGAAAGAGAAAGAGAUAUGCUAAUGCUCAGGAGCUGUUUAAAAAAUGCCCUUCAAGGCUGGCAGAACUAUGCAAAACAAACCGUCUGGCGGGAAUGCUAGAAGUUGAGGAGGUUAAACCACCUGCUGGGUUGAUACGAGCGGCGUAUACAGACUUAUGGGCCACUGAGGGACUGUGUAAUAUAGAUUGGGCAUCAGGAGAGAACGACAAAACUAUUGGCCCAGUGACAGCUAAUGAAGUACGGGCACGUUUGCGUAGAAUAAAGCCAGGAAGUGCUCCCGGCCCAGCAGGUAUUCGUAGGGCGGACAUAGAGGUUGUCGAGGGAAUUUAUGGGCUGCUAGCGGGAAUCUUUAACGCAUUACUGUCCCACGGGGCAUACCCAGACUGCUGGAGGGGAAACUCUACGACAAUGAUCCCAAAAGAAGGGAAAGAUUUGUCUAGGGCCAGUGGAUGGAGGCCAAUAACGGUUGGUAACCUGUUGGCAAGGUUGUAUAGCGGCUGCCUGGAGAAGAGGAUAAAAUCGUUGGUGAUGUUGUCCAAUGUCCAGAGGGGAUUUGUGCCCGGAAAUGGGUGCUACAUUAACGCCAGGAUGUUUGGAGAGAUCCUGAGGAGAGGCAAAGAAUCUUCGCUUGCCUGGGGGGUCUUGGACCUGUAG
Messenger RNA from Nilaparvata lugens (brown planthopper), 1389 nucleotides. RefSeq lists its product as uncharacterized. Lineage: Eukaryota; Metazoa; Arthropoda; Insecta; Hemiptera; Delphacidae. The transcript is spliced from 2 exons. The record is from RefSeq and is a predicted model, not a curated record. The coding region runs from base 1 to 1389 and encodes 462 amino acids.